Messenger RNA from Lycium ferocissimum, 2846 nucleotides. RefSeq names its product receptor-like protein kinase FERONIA. NCBI's taxonomy places the organism in Eukaryota, Viridiplantae, Streptophyta, Magnoliopsida, Solanales, Solanaceae. Bases 74 to 2704 code for a protein of 876 amino acids. The record is from RefSeq and is a predicted model, not a curated record. The transcript is spliced from 2 exons. Gene Ontology annotation, biological process: protein phosphorylation. Gene Ontology annotation, molecular function: protein kinase activity; ATP binding.
UUUGCAAUUGUUCUGUAUAAUUGUUUGUUCAUCUCCUUACACAAACUCACCAUUCUUUCAUAACAACACCACCAUGGGAACCAUUGCUCUAAUUUCCUUUCUCCUCUUACAUCUCAUAACGACCACCAUAUCUGCCACGUCACCAUACAACGCCACAGUCUAUUUCUUGCUCAACUGUGGUGCUCCAACAGCCACCACCGACGAAACUGAUAACCGUCGAUGGGAUACUGAUAACCACUACCCAAAAGUCUUACCUUGGAAUUCUUCAACCAUCUCCACAACAUCCAAACCUUCCGAACAAGACCCUUCAGUCAACAGAGUUCCUUAUAUGACUGGCGCCCGUAUUAUAAAAUCUCCCUUCACCUACACUUUCCCUGUCUCCCCUGGCCCCAAAUUCCUCCGUCUCUAUUUUUACCCCGCCGAUUACCCUGGCUUCGACAAAUCUAAAUCUUUUUUCUCUGUCACUGCUAAUAAUUUUACCCUCUUGAGUAACUUUAGUGCCUUCCUCACAGUCUCUGCAAGUACCGACUCUAGUAAAGCACUUCAAAAAGAAUAUGUCAUCAAUGUUGAUGAAACUCAGUUUUUAAAAAUCACUUUUUCUCCUUCACCAAAUUCUUAUGCUUUUGUUAAUGGGAUUGAGAUACUUUCCAUGCCAACUGAUCUUUACAUCCAUGGAGACGUCAAACUGGCGGGGCAGAUAUCUAAUCCUAAUUAUUACAUUGAUAAUAACACUGUUCUUGAAAAGUUGUACAGGCUUAACGUGGGAGGCCAAUUGGUUGCUAGCACAGAGGAUACAGGGAUGUAUCGUGUAUGGGCUUCAGAUGACGAAUUUGUAGUUGGAUUGGGCUUUCAAACUCCUCAUUUGGAUGUCAACAUCACUUACACUCCUGCAACUCCGGCUUAUGUUGCACCAACCAGUGUUUACACAUCCUCCAGAACCAUGGCCAAUGACAGCCAAAGCCUGGAUUGGAUAUUCCCACUAGAUCCUGGAUUUUACUAUCUUUUCAGGUUCCAUUUCUGUGAGAUACAGCUGGAAGUUACGAAAAUUAAUGAGCGGGUUUUCGACAUAUCCAUUGGAAACCAACUGGCAGAGCGAGCAGCUGAUGUAAUACAGUGGAGUGGUGGCUGGAGAAUCCCGGUUUUCAAAGACUACGUGGUUAAUGUAAACCUAGAUGGAGGACGAAAGAAGAAAGACGUGACACUUAAUUUGCGUCCUAACAAGGAUCUGAAUGAUGUGUAUGAUAAUGCUAUCUUAAAUGGCUUAGAAAUUUUCAGGUUGAGCGACUCAAAUGGAAAUCUAUUCGUGCCAAAUCCUGAAUUGCCCUUAGCAGUUCCUACUAAUUCACCCCCAAACAAAAAAAAAGAGAAAUCAUGGCAUAUCGUUGCUUUUAUCAUUGCAGGUGUUAUUAGUGGAAUUGUUAUGUUUUCAAUUCUGUGUUUCUUCAUUCUCUGCCGACGGAAAAGCAGUGCAAAAGAUACCGGAAGUGUUACGAAGUCAUCAUGGGUCCCUUUAUCAACAACAUCAGAGUCCACACAAAGGACUGGCGGCUCAGUCUCAUCAUCACUACCAUCCGAUUUGUGCCGACACUUUUUACUGGACGAGAUAAAAACUGCAACAGGUAAUUUUGAUGACAAUUUUCUGAUUGGCCAUGGAGGUUUUGGUAAUGUUUACAAAGGGUACAUAGACAACGGUGCAACCAUAGUUGCAGUCAAGAGAUUGAAUCCUUCAUCAAAGCAAGGAGUACGUGAAUUCGAAACAGAGAUUCAUAUGUUAUCAAAGCUAAGGCAUUUGCAUCUGGUGUCCUUAAUUGGUUAUUGUGAUGAUAACACUGAGAUGAUCUUAGUGUAUGACUACAUGGCUCAUGGAACUCUUCGUGAUCACUUGUACAAAACUGAUAAUGUUCCACUUCCAUGGAGGAAACGUCUUGAGAUCUGCAUUGGCGCAGCAAAAGGAUUGUAUUAUCUCCAUACAGGCACAAAGCAUACGAUUAUUCAUCGAGAUGUCAAGUCAACCAACAUUUUAUUGGACGAGAAAUGGGUUGCUAAGGUGUCAGAUUUUGGAUUAUCCAAAAUCGGUCCACUUGGUGGGACAGAAAAAACUCAUGUUAGCACUGCCGUGAAAGGAAGUUUUGGGUACGUUGAUCCUGAAUACUACAAGCGACAACAAUUAACAGAAAAAUCUGAUGUGUAUUCUUUCGGAGUGGUGUUAUUCGAAGUGUUGUGCGGUAGGCCAGCAAUAAUUCCUAACAUGCCAAAAGGGCAAGUGAAUUUGGCUGAUUGGGCUUGUAGGUGCUGUAAAAAGGGAAAUCUUGAGCAGAUAAUUGAUCCAAGUUUGGAAGGACAAAUAGCCCCAGAGUGCUUGAACAAGUUUGCAGAAGUAGCAUAUAGUUGCUUGAGGGAUCAAGGAGUCCAAAGGCCAUCAAUGGGUGAUGUUGUAUGGAGUUUAGAAUUUGCAUUAAAGCUUCAAGACGCGGCAAAUAAUAGAGGUCACGAAGUGGAAGGCAACAGUUACCCGACUAGCCCGUCUUUCCCCUUGAUUCUGAAUGGUCAUACCAAUAUAUCUACAGAUGAAGGAGAGACGUUUUCAUGUUCAUAUGGAGUUGGAGGAAAAUCGACAAGCAGUGGUACAUCCAUGACCAGUAGUGAUGACAAAUUGAAGAGCGACACUAUUUUCUCUGAGAUCAUGAAUCCAUCGGGUAGAUGAGAUUGUUACAACUAGUAUGAUAAGUUACACAUUAGCUCUUCUAUGUUCUCUUUUUUUCCUUUCUUGAAUUUAUGUCUUUAUUAAUGUCGAUGAAUUGUAGCAGAUAUUCAGAAGUAUAUAGCUUAAAAAAAAAGAUUUAUUA